CUGUCUAUAUUUCUAAGCGCUCACUUCAUCAUGUUGGCUGGAGAAUGCUGCGUGCGGCCGUUCUCGCUCUGGUGCCGCAGCACCGCUCGCGCCUGGAUGGCACGCUGCAGCUGAGCGCUCAGCCCGUGGAGGAAGAGCAGGAGCAGAAGCAGCAAGAGGAGGAGGAAGCUGAAGAGGAAGAGGAGGAGGAGGAAGGCUCCGGGCUCCAGGCUGGCCCCAUGCCUCGGCCACAGAGAGCCUAUGUGCUGGAGGAGCCGGAGGACGCGCGGGGACCCAAGUCUCAAGACUGGCUCUAUGAGUCGUACUAUCGCAUGAGCCAGCAGCACCCGCUCAUCGUCUUCCUCCUCCUCAUCAUCAUGGGAGCGUGCGUGUCUCUCCUCGCUGUCUUCUUCGCCUCGGGACUGGCCAUGGAGGACCACGUAGCCUUCCUCAUCACUGUGCCCACUACACUGGCCAUCUUCCUCUCCAUCUUCAUCCUAGUCUGCAUCGAAUCUGUCUUCAAGAAGCUCCUCCGUCUCUUUUCCCUGCUCAUCUGGGGCUGCCUGGUUGCCAUGGGUUACCUUUUCAUGUUCUCCGGAGGGAUCGUCUGUCCCUGGGACCAGGUCUCUUUCUUUCUGUUCAUAGUGUUUGUGGUUUACACCAUGCUACCCUUCUGCAUGCGGGACGCCAUCAUCGCCAGCAUCCUCACGUCCUCCUCCCACACUCUGGUCCUCAGCGUCUGCCUCUCAAACGCAACGCAGCAUGCCGAGCCUCUCGUCUGGCAGAUGCUGGCCAACAUCAUCAUAUUUAUCUGUGGGAACAUGGCAGGUGCCUAUCACAAACACCUGAUGGAUCUCGCUCUGAAACAGACCUACCAGGACAUGUGUAACUGCAUCAAGUCACCCAUCAAACUGGAAUUUGAGAAACAUCAGCAGGAGCGUCUCUUGCUGUCCCUUCUGCCUGCCCACAUCGCUCUUGUGAUGAAGUCAGAGAUCAUCCAAAGGCUCAAGGAGCCAAACAGCGGCCAGACGGAAAACACUAACAACUUCCACAACCUCUAUGUACAGAGACACACCAACGUCAGCAUUCUGUACGCAGACAUCGUCGGGUUCACGCGUCUGGCCAGCGACUGCUCUCCAGGAGAACUGGUGCACAUGCUCAAUGAGCUUUUUGGCAAAUUCGACCAGAUAGCCAAGGAUAACGACUGCAUGAGGAUUAAAAUACUGGGAGACUGUUAUUACUGUGUGUCUGGACUGCCUGAGUCUUUACCGGACCACGCCAAGAACUGUGUAAAGAUGGGACUGGACAUGUGUGAGGCCAUCAAGAAGGUGCGAGAUGCCACAGGCGUUGACAUUAACAUGCGUGUUGGAGUGCAUUCUGGCAACGUGCUCUGCGGUGUAAUUGGCCUCCAGAAAUGGCAGUAUGAUGUUUGGUCACAUGAUGUCACUCUGGCCAAUCACAUGGAGGCUGGAGGUGUACCUGGCCGAGUUCACAUCUCCUCUGUGACGCUGGAACAUUUGAAAGGGGCCUACAAAGUGGAGGCGGGAGACGGACAGGUCCGAGACUCGUACCUGAAAGAGCACGGCAUUGUCACAUACCUCGUCAUCAAUCCAAAGGGAGAGAGACGCAGCCCGCAUCUUCACUGCCGUCCUCGUCCGGUUCUUUAUGGGGCGAAGAUGCGAGCGUCUGUGCGUAUGACUCAAUACCUGGAGUCCUGGGGGGCAGCAAAGCCCUUCGCCAACCUGCACCACAGAGACAGCAUGACCAACGAGAACGGCAAGAUCAACACACACGAUGUGCCAAUGGGACACUAUCAUUUUACCGGGAGAUCAGAAAGAACAAAAUCCCAGAAGAAGAGGUUCCAGGAAGAGCUGAACGAGCGGAUGAUUCGUACAAUCGACGGCAUCAAUGCACAAAAACAGUGGCUGAAAUCUGAGGAUAUCGAAAGGAUAUCUCUGUUCUUUCAUAAUAAGACUCUGGAGAAAGAGUAUAGAGCAACAGCCUUGCCAGCCUUUAAGUACUACGUCACUUGCUCAUGUUUCAUCUUCUUCUGCAUUUUCAUCGUGCAAGUUUUAGUUUUGCCAAAGACCGCUGUGCUUAGUGUUUCUUUCGGGACGACCUUCCUGUUGCUCACUCUUAUCCUCAUCCUGUGUUUCGCUAGUCGCAUCCUGCGAUCGGGUGGCGUGACCUCCUGCUCUCUCUUCCCGAGCUCGUCCUUGCUCAGUGCCAACAAGCCCUGCGUCCGGCUUGUCCUCACCAUGGCAACCACCGCGCUCGUCCUCGUCAUGGCCGUCUUCAACAUGUUCUUUCUAGAGGAUGAGAAGGUGACACCAGUGGCUGCACCAAUGAACAUCUCCAAUGAGACCGUCUACGGGGUUUAUGGCCAAACUACUCAGUCCUCAGACAAGUUCUACUUACCUUACUUCAUCUACAGCUGCAUCCUGGGACUCGUUUCCUGUUCUGUGUUCCUGAGGAUCAAUUAUGAGCUGAAGAUGGUGAUCAUGUUGGCUGCUGUGGUGGCCUACAACAUCAUCAUACUCCAGACCCAUGCUGCAGUGCUGGACGAGUAUAGCAUGGCCCUCUAUAAGACCCAGCCUUUAGACAGACCCGGUGUUCUGAAAGACUUGAAGACAAUGGGUUCUGUGUCUCUUUUCAUCUUCUUCGUCACGCUGCUUGUGCUAGCGAGGCAGAAUGAAUAUUACUGUAGGUUAGACUUCCUGUGGAGGAACAAGUUCAAGCGGGAGUGUGAGGAAAUCGAAACCAUGGAGAACCUAAACCGCGUGCUGCUGGAGAACGUUCUUCCGGCCCACGUUGCCGAGCAUUUUCUGGGUCGAAACUGGAAAAAUGAGGAUCUCUAUCACCAGUCAUACGAUCUGGUGUGUGUCAUGUUCGCCUCCAUCCCAGACUUUAAGGAAUUCUACACAGAGUCGGACGUGAACAAGGAGGGACUGGAGUGUCUCAGGCUCCUCAACGAGAUUAUAGCAGAUUUUGAUGAGUUACUGUCCAAACCCAAGUUCAGUGGAGUGGAGAAGAUAAAAACCAUUGGUAGCACCUACAUGGCUGCGACUGGACUAAACAUUCCUCCUGGACAGGAUUAUGCACAUGACCAUGACCGGCAGUACAUGCACAUUGGCACAAUGGUUGAGUUUGCCUUCGCGCUGGUGGGAAAACUUGAUGUUAUUAAUAAACAUUCCUUCAAUGACUUCAGGAUGCGUGUGGGAAUAAACCAUGGUCCCGUAAUUGCAGGGGUAAUCGGGGCACAAAAACCGCAGUAUGAUAUCUGGGGUAACACGGUGAAUGUGGCCAGCAGGAUGGAAAGCACGGGGGUUCUGGGUAAAAUCCAGGUGACAGAAGAAACGAGUCGGAUCCUGCAGACACUGGGCUACAUGUGCUCGUGUCGAGGGAUCAUCAACGUGAAGGGGAAAGGUGACCUGAAAACUUUCUUUGUACAUACUGAGAUGAGCAGAUCCUUAUCACAGGGAACUGUAAUGCCUUGACCGUCUCAUCUCGCUUUUUCUUUUUGUUCCACUCUCUCUGUUUCUCUCUCUCUCACACACACAAAACAUACAUACAAAAGGGACAUUUGUACAGCAAACCUCAUCUCAACUAGUAAUAACCUCAGUACACAGACCAUUCGUUUCUCACCACGGAUUGUAUGGUGUGUGUGUGUGUGUGUGUGUGUCCCGUUGUCGCCAUUUUCUUAU
Molecule: messenger RNA, 3683 nt
Organism: Tachysurus vachellii
Lineage: Eukaryota; Metazoa; Chordata; Actinopteri; Siluriformes; Bagridae
Gene: adcy2b
Product: adenylate cyclase 2b (brain)
Exons: 26
Coding region: 45-3476 (1143 amino acids)
Biological process (GO): cAMP biosynthetic process; adenylate cyclase-activating G protein-coupled receptor signaling pathway; intracellular signal transduction
Cellular component (GO): plasma membrane
Molecular function (GO): adenylate cyclase activity
Source: RefSeq, a predicted model, not a curated record